CAUCAUAAGAUGGCCUUCUGAGUUCUGAGCAUUUUAUAAAGCCACCCAUAUCUCCAUUCAUUCAUAAUAUUUUUUCCAAAUGAUCGGAAAGCUCUCCGAAUUAUUGGUUUCAGGCCACCGCGCCGGGCUUUUGGACGUUGCCAGGACGAGUCCAAGGAGUCCGUUAGACCUCAAGAUGCAAUCGCCUAGAGGCUUAAAGAAGUAUGAUCUUGGUGGGGUUGGGUUGGGUAUUGUGGCUGCUCUUGAGAAGUCCAGUGAUGGCGGACGCGAAGUUUUGGCCAAAUACGCUGUUUGUAGUUGCAGCUUGAAUCGAUCCAAUCCCAUUCCGGUUAACUCCGGCAAGAAUUGCGGUAGAUUAAAUGGAUUCCUUGAGGACUUUGAAGGAGGAAGUUCGGAGAAUUAUACAUAUGUGACUUGUCGCGGACCAAGCAAAUCCUUCACCAGGGUGUACUAUGAUGGAGGUGAAUAUGGGAGAACUGGGCAUGAAAGACAUGGUCUUGAUGGAUGUAAAAACAUGGGUAUUCUUCUUCAGGACUCCCGGCCGAGAUACCAGGAGAAUUUUUCAGCGGACCCAACUCCAGAUUUUCUCAGUUCAUGUCACUUGUGCAGGAAAGUACUCCAGGGAAAAGACAUAUACAUGUACAGAGGGAAAGGAUUUUGUAGCACGGAGUGUAGGUCAAAGCAAAUAAUGAUGGAUGAGCGAAAAGAACAGUGCAGAUCCGAGGCACCGAGGUCUGCGGAUAUUUCGAGCUCGCCAUACACAAGAGGGCAGAUCUUCUCCACUGGAAUUCUUGCAAUUUAGACAACAAAUUACAAAGGUGACCGCUGCAAUGGUUGCCAUGUAAGAACCCUGAUGGUGGUGAUAGUCCCUCAUGAGUACAUACACGGCUAUAUAUAUUAAUUCUAUACAGAUAAGCGAGAAUUAGUCAGCUUAUUGUUAAUCAAUAAAAGAAGAAAAGUUGGGGGGGGGGGGAAAUAUAGAAUAUAAAUUUUGUAUUGAAUCUGAGAGGAGAAAACAUGGUUCAAUGGAGGGUUAUGAACUGUGAAUGAAAGAGAACUACAAGCUUCAAUGUGUCUUGUAGCAUAAACAAAUUCCAAGAGUUUCUGCUCUAUUUGGAACUGAAACCAGAAGUUUGGAUCGAGUCCAACCGUGCAUGAAAGAGAUGAAUAUCAAUUAAGUGAUUUCUAUAAA
Messenger RNA from Alnus glutinosa, 1192 nucleotides. RefSeq names its product FCS-Like Zinc finger 13-like. The record is from RefSeq and is a predicted model, not a curated record. Bases 80 to 802 code for a protein of 240 amino acids. NCBI's taxonomy places the organism in Eukaryota, Viridiplantae, Streptophyta, Magnoliopsida, Fagales, Betulaceae. The transcript has 2 exons.